Molecule: messenger RNA, 2898 nt
Organism: Pieris macdunnoughi
Lineage: Eukaryota; Metazoa; Arthropoda; Insecta; Lepidoptera; Pieridae
Source: the annotation of a GenBank genome assembly
AUGAAUAAUAUACUUGUAGAAGUACAAAGGAAUUUACGACAUGAACCCUCAACCCGGACAUUCGUCAAAUCGGGAUGUUAUCCCAGGAUAGGCGUCAUAAAUCCGGAUUCGAUUCUCGACAUUCCAUACUUGGAGCUCGCGGAGCCGGAUGAAGGAUACCACGGGCUGAUCAGAGAGAACGAGACCCUGGUGGAAGUGAGGCCUACGAUACGUGCCAGGGGUCCGCUAUGCUCCUUCCUCAUACUGAAUAAUAAGCAUCAUGGGGAGGCGCCGUUCGAGAUAAUGGUGAUUGACGAGAAUGAGGCGCGACUGCGGGUCCGGUACCCGCUAAACUGUGAAAAGAGACGAAAUUACAAAUUUGACAUCGCCGCUGUCGGAUGUGAUGGCUCCUAUUCUAACACCGUCCCAGUCCACAUAACAGUAACGGACGUGAACGAAUUCGCACCAAUCUUCAGCCAAGCGGCGUACGUUCGAUCUGUGGACGAAGGCAAGAUUUACGACGAAAUUGUUAAAGUUGAGGCCACUGAUCGGGACUGUACACCGCGAUAUGGAGAUAUCUGCAAAUACGAGAUCUUGACUGAUAGAAGCCAGCCGUUUACUAUUAAUAAUGAAGGUGUAAUCCGCAACACGGAACCACUAGACUACGAGAAAUCUCACAACCACAUCUUAUCAGUGGUGGCGUACGACUGUGGGAUGAUGCAAUCCGCACCAGUCAUGGUCACCAUCAAAGUAAACAAGCCCUGCAGAGCUGGAUGGAAAGGAAUCGCAGAACGCGUGGACUACGCUCCCGGCACUGGCCCUCUGGCCCUAUUCCCCGCUGCGAGAUUGGAAGCGUGCUCGAGCGACGAACGCUGCCCCGGCGUGACGCGGAUUCAGGCCGCCGUGACACUGCAAGCGUCACGCGUGGGCGUCGCAUGCGAUCGCGACACGUAUACGUUGCAGGCACAGAAGUCCAUUUGCGGUAUGGAAUCCAACACGAUUGACUUACUACCAAGCCCUGGCGUCGGCAACGAAUGGACCAAGUCUUUGAAGCCUGAUUCGGGUCGUGACGGUGAACAAAUGUUUGAAUUCGACGGUGAGUCUACGUCUGCCGUGGUGCCGGAAUCACUGAUGAAGCACACCCUCGGGACCACCUUCUCAGUCUCCACCUGGCUCCGUCACGCCCCACCACCGGAUCACGACAAGCACCGCAAAGAGCAUAUCCUGUGUCUCGCUGAUGACCAUAAAAUGAACAGACACCACUACGCGUUGUUCGUGCGAAACUGUCGUCUGAUCCUUCUCCUGAGGAGGGACUUUGGAGAGGGUGAUCUGAACAUCUUCAGACCUGCUGAGUGGCGCUGGAAGCUACCAGAGGUGUGUGACGACGAAUGGCAUCACUACGCUGUCAACGUACGUUUCCCGAACGUGGAGUUGUACGUGGACGGCGAGCUUUACCGCGCUUUGGACGGAAAGGGACCGGAAGUUAUAGAUGACUGGCCUCUUCACCCCGCCCAUGGAAUUAAUACUACGCUCGUGGUUGGGGCUUGCUGGCAAGGUACAGAAAGCGACAUGAAGCACCACCUCCACGGAUGGAUGGCAGGUCUCGGAGUGGUCGAAGGCGAAGUACAAUCUCCAGCAGCUUUACGCUGCGCCGCUAGAUGUCGCGAGGGAUUGUCUUUGGCGCCUGAUCUAUAUCUGAAAUCCGUAUCAGUAGAGGGAGACGGCGCAUCCGAAGUUGAGACUUUGGUACGUCGUGUCGCGUACGGUGAUGCACGAUCAUUCCCGACCCCUGGAAGACGGAACGUACAUCUGGAUACUACUAUUACUUGCGAUAACGGCCGUGUGAUCAAAGCGAGACCGGCUGAAUCAUACGUGAUGGUACUCUCGCCCCAAACACCAACAAUCCUGCUGAACGGCAGCUCUGAUGCUGCAAGGGACUACGCCCAUUUCAGAGCUGGUCUUCCGGUCUUUCCGGACUUGGAAGUUAAGGUUUUGUCACGUGAUAGGGAUUCACUGAGAGAAGCAGACACACAGAAAUUAGAUUCGUGCGUCGUAUCCGUAUAUCCGGCUUUGAAUCCGGAUCAUGAAGCUCUCGCUCUACGCGGACACUCGGUCCUGCCCGCUUCGGAUAUCCGGGCAACUCUUACUCGGGACGGAGUCAGUUUAACUGGUGCCGAUACUGUGUAUAAUUACCAAAAGGUCUUACGUGAAAUCGAAUAUAGCAACAAAAAGCCUGCCUACUACCUCAACCGCGUGUUUAAGCUCACGUGUUCGGAGCUCAACGGACGAUUUACGAGCAACGAAUACGUGCAAACGUUGACAGUGGUUCAUCCCCGAGCCGCAGGUGAUUUACACGCUCAAAGGCCGAGUGGACUGGCCGAUAAACUUGACGCUGUUGUCAGAGAUAAGUCUGGUGAAGCGGCAGUGGCUGCUCAAGUUCCGCGUGCGUUCGCUGCUCACGCCCUUCACUCCAUACAUUCAGCUGAUAUGCCUUCACCGCGUUUAUUGGAUAUACAUCAUGACAACAACAACGUAGCCCUAGUGAUCGGCGCGGUUUGCUUCGGCGCCGUAGUCGUGCUUAUAGCUCUGGGCAUCGCCCGCUCUCGUGCAGCACGACACGACGCAACAUCGCGCGACUCACGUGCGACUGUCGCGCGUCACCGUGUGCCGGCGAACGACUCUGAAAUGGCCUGGGACGACUCUGCGUUGACUAUCACUGUCAAUCCAAUGGACGAGAGCGCCCCUAAAAGUGGUGUGUCGACGAAUGGCGCAGUGGCGUGUGACAGUUCGGACGAGUCGUGCUCUGAUUCUGACACUGACAGACAUGAUUCUUCCGAUGAAGAGGAUGAAGUAAUACAAGGAAAGCAGCACAAGUACAGAAACAUCAGCCAGCUAGAGUGGGACAACAGCACGAUGUAA